Sinocyclocheilus grahami is the source of this 2455-nucleotide messenger RNA. Its product is annotated as E3 ubiquitin-protein ligase RNF126-like. Gene Ontology annotation, molecular function: ubiquitin protein ligase activity. Gene Ontology annotation, biological process: protein ubiquitination. Lineage: Eukaryota; Metazoa; Chordata; Actinopteri; Cypriniformes; Cyprinidae. The record is from RefSeq and is a predicted model, not a curated record. The transcript is spliced from 9 exons. The coding region runs from base 29 to 958 and encodes 309 amino acids. Gene Ontology annotation, cellular component: cytoplasm.
GCUCUCAGUCGGACCUGCUGCAACGAAGAUGGCGGAAGCUCCCCCGCGGCCCUGCCGGUUCUUCUGCCACCGGUGUUCGGAAGAGAUCAGCCCUCGGCUCCCGGAUUACAUCUGUCCACGGUGUGAGUCCGGCUUCAUCGAGGAGUUGCCUGAAGAGAGAAGUUCAGAGAAUGGGUCCACAUCUACAGCCUCUAAUGAUCAGAAUCGGCCCUCGUUUGAGAAUGUGGACCAGCACUUGUUUACGUUCCCGCAUGGUUACAGCCAGUUUGCUCUGGGGAUCUUCGAUGAGGGCUUUGACUUCAGAGCGGGUUUGCCAGCGGAAGAUAACCGUGACGCAGAGAACCGCAGAGAGCGGGAGAUGGCCUCACGACAGCGCUACGGGGCCAGACAGCCACGGGGACGACACGUUCCCCGGAGACAAGGAGUGCGGCAUGAGGGUGUACCCACUUUAGAAGGAAUCAUUCAGCAGUUAGUUAAUGGAAUUAUUGCUCCGACAGCUAUGCCAAAUGUGGCAAUGGGGCCUUGGGGAGUGCUGCACUCAAACCCAAUGGACUAUGCAUGGGGUGCCAAUGGAUUAGAUGCCAUCAUAACUCAGUUAUUAAAUCAGUUUGAAAAUACGGGUCCCCCUCCGGCAGACAAAGAGAAGAUUAAGAGUCUCCCUACGGUCCAGAUAACACAGGAGCACGUGGGUGCUGGUCUAGAGUGUCCUGUCUGUAAAGAAGACUACAGCGCAGGAGAGAACGUUAGACAACUUCCUUGCAAUCAUCUCUUUCAUAACGACUGUGUAGUUCCCUGGCUCGAGCAGCAUGACACGUGUCCAGUGUGCAGGAAGAGUUUGAGCGGGCAGAACACAGCCACAGAUCCACCCGGCCUAUCAGGGAUGAACUUCACCCCCUCUUCCUCCUCCUCUUCCUCCUCCAGCUCUCCGAGCAACGAGAAUGCCACCAAUAACUCGUAAGAGCUCAGCCCACAUCCUGAACACAUCAUCAUCAUCAUCAUCAUCAUCAUCUCAGUUGGCCCGGUCAACACCAAACCCCCCCCACCACUGGAGACUGAUCUGUGACACGGUGGAACCAGCGCUGAACCUGACACACACAGACAGCGCAGAGAGCACGCCAAACCCCCGAGAGAACAAUACACUCUUCUAUUGCUUCAGACAGCGUUUCCUUGCUUUUUUUUUUACACUGCUGAACUUUAGAGCGAUCAUUCCUCACCUGUCCGCGUGACGUGCUUUUAAUCAGCAGAAAGCGUGAGAAAAAUGCUGAGGAAAAGAGAGAGAUGAAGGAAAAGAGGAAGAGGAUGUUACACAGCGAUGCCGGUGCCAGAUCUGAAGACACACCGAGCUGAACUGCGUUUUAGAAGCAGACUUUGUGUCUCUCCAGAGGGACGCGGUCAAACCGAACCUUUUGUUUUUUAUCCUUUGAUUUUUAUUUUACGGAUAAAAGUGGCUGAUAUGUGAACGUGAGUAUGUGUGAAUCUCACACAACCGGUCAAGGUCACGUUUCACCCCAAAAUCAGAAGAAAAAAGAAUCUGUGUAUUAUGCUAAACGCCUGUUUUAGAACCACCAAUAACUUUUUGAAUAACAUUUUGAAAUUUUACAGUUUGCCGUAAUGCAAAAAAUCUGAUUCUCAUUACUGUAAUACGAAAAAAUAUGAUUAAAUUCAUGUUUAUCGAUUGUAUUGUUAGUUGUACUGCCUUUAAUUUGAUUAAUCAUUUUAUUACAGUAUUUUAUAUUGUAAUACUACAUUACAGAAUGCAUUAUUGUAAAUAAUUGUCAUGAAAUAUAGUCAUUUUAGGCUUAAUACAUUUUUAUUUUCUUUUGAUGUUGGGGUUAAAUAAAACCUGGACGUGUUUUUUUUUUUGUGAUUCACCCAUAUAUAUGAAACAUAUUUAUUGAAGCAAAAAAUAAGAGCUGCGUCAUAUUGUGAAAAGCCAAGCGAUCCAAGAACAUCUGUGACUGAGGAAAACACUGAGUGCAGGCUUCUCUCCUAAUAUUUAUUUGCACAGCGAAGGUUAUUUAGAACAUUGAACAAACAGAAAAGUGUGAAUGUUUUUUGGCAACAUUUCAUAUGAUUUUCUACAUUUAGCAUCGUCCUUAAAACUCAUGAGAGAAGUAGAUUUUCUCUCUUUCACCCUGCAUUUUUUGGGCCUUUAUCCAAACGGCACACGGCCCGAGAAGGUGAGAAAAGCUCUCUCUUGCUUUCUCUCACUCUUUUUUUUUUUUUCUUUUAUAUUUUUAAAUCUCACAUUCAGUUGUCUUCUCUCAGUCUGCCACACAUAUUCAGUGACUUUCAGUUCAAGGCAACUUUUUAAAAAAACUUAUUUUAAGUUAAAUGGUUUGUUUUUUGUAAAUCAUCAUAAAGGAGAAGAACAAAUGAAUGUAUGUAUCACUGCUGAUGAUGAAAUAUUUCAUAUAAACUCAUUUGUCUCUCUACAGAUCACGAACACAAACUA